AUGUCUGAUUGGGAUACUGUUACUGUUAUUGGCUCCAAGGCCCGUGUUGGAGGCUCUGCUCCACGUGAUAAGGUUGUCAGAACUGCCGCUCAACUGAACUCUGCCCGCAGACAGGGCAACGUCGUUGCAGUUGAAAAGAAGUGGGGAACCACCAAUGCCAAGGGAGGCGCUGAGGGCCAGAGGUUAGCAAAGCUGGAUAGAAGUGAUGAGAUUGAAGCUCCAAAGAAAGUCGACCAAAGCGUGGGUAAAACCAUCUCGAAGGUGAGGUUGGAGAAACAGAUGACUCAGAAAGAUCUCGCCGUCAAGAUCAACGAGAAGCCCAAUAUUGUCAACGAUUAUGAGGCCGGAAGAGCUAUUCCAAACCAACAGAUCUUGGCUAAGAUGGAGAGGGCUCUGGGAGUCAAGCUAAGAGGAAAGGCUAUUGGUGAGCCAUUGUUCGCCAAGAAGAAGUAA
Molecule: messenger RNA, 453 nt
Organism: Kuraishia capsulata CBS 1993
Lineage: Eukaryota; Fungi; Ascomycota; Pichiomycetes; Pichiales; Pichiaceae
Exons: 1
Coding region: 1-453 (150 amino acids)
Cellular component (GO): nucleus
Molecular function (GO): DNA binding
Source: RefSeq, a predicted model, not a curated record